This is a messenger RNA of Acytostelium subglobosum LB1, 402 nucleotides long. RefSeq lists its product as hypothetical. Lineage: Eukaryota; Evosea; Eumycetozoa; Acytosteliales; Acytosteliaceae. The transcript is spliced from 3 exons. The record is from RefSeq and is a predicted model, not a curated record. Bases 1 to 402 code for a protein of 133 amino acids.
AUGGUACUCCAAGACAACAGCGGCAAUCAGUUGAAAGUCAUUGAACAAGCGAAUGGUACCUACUCUUUCAACAACCUACCAUCUGGCCAAUAUUGCGUCGUUGGAUCCUAUCCAAACAACUCCUACGUUCCGGGUAUUAACAGGAAUGACAAUGUAUUCGACAUGUUUGGUAGAUUCUGCACCGCCCUUGGUCCAUCACACACUGAUGCAUACUUUGCCAUGGUGAAGUCUGCAUCAUACUGUGUCUAUGGAUCAGACCCAACUGGCAAGUACGCUCCAGGUAUACGCCACAAUGACAACGUGUUCAACAAUGGCGAGUACUGUAUCCAUGUUGGUCCAUCAUCUUUCUUGAAUGGACCAAUCUCCUUGCUGGAUAAUACUGUAUCUUUGGCUCCAAGUUAG